Heterostelium album PN500 is the source of this 3045-nucleotide messenger RNA. RefSeq lists its product as uncharacterized. The transcript has 7 exons. Gene Ontology annotation, molecular function: nucleic acid binding. The coding region runs from base 1 to 3045 and encodes 1014 amino acids. The record is from RefSeq and is a predicted model, not a curated record. NCBI's taxonomy places the organism in Eukaryota, Evosea, Eumycetozoa, Acytosteliales, Acytosteliaceae.
AUGGAAAUUGUCAUUGAUGGAAUUGUAUUACCAAUCAAGUCAGGUAGUAAGAAAUCACAAAAGAAUGAACAACAACAACAACAGCAGCAACAACAAGCACAGCAGCAACAGGCAUCACCUUCACAAGCUUCACAACAUAAGCGAAAUAAGAAGAAAGAUAAAACAUUGAGAAAUAGAGCGAGAGCGAGAGCAAACUUGAAUAAUGCCGAUACGAUUCUGUUGUGUCACGACGACACUCCAUCGAAAGAUAAAAUCAAACAUGCAUCGCUACUCAGUGCUCUUGAGCGCGCCAUUGCCGCCGACGAAGACGAGGAGUUACUACUCGACUAUAUCAAGCACAUGGACGUCUCUGAUCCAGACAAGGAAAACGAGAUUUUAGAUUCAAUGAAGUUUGGUGAGGAUUUGGAUUAUAUUUACAGUUCAAUAAAGUCGAGAAAGGGACGAAAGAAACACAAAGUACAACAACCACAACAACCACAACAGCAACAACAACAAUCAUCAUCACCACCUCAGCAACAAUUGAUCAAUGUUUACUCCACUGGUAAUCUUGUCAGUGAUACAUCGGACGAGUUUGACGACGACGACGAAAUCGACCUCGAUCUCGAAGCAAUGUCCUACAAGAAGAACUGUAGAUUGAAGAGAAGAAACCAAUCAUCCAAUAAGUUGAAGCAUAAAAAACAACAACAACAAUCUCAGCAACAAUCAAACACUCCAACACCUGUUGUUACUCCUUCAAAAUUACUUUCAUUUAAAAAGGCAGGUUUACUUAAUAACGAUGAAGAGUUAGAAGAAGAGCAACAACAACAAAAAGGAGGAGAAGUAGAUGUUGUAAAACAACAACAAAAAGAUAAUGAUUUGAAUGCUUCAUCAUCUUCAAUACCAAAUACUGCUGCUUCAACGACAACGACUUCACCAUCUACACCAAAUAACUCUGUUAGAGCAAGACCUUAUCCACUGGAAAAGAAGGUAUCUUUCCAAUUGAUAAACGAUGUCAUUGUUUUGUCUUCAUCGAGUGAGGAGCAAGAGGAGGAUAUAAUAGAGGAGGAAGAUGAGGACGAACAAGAAAGACAGGUAGUUCCGAACAUCGAUUCUUCAAACGAGUCACGUGAUGCCGUAGUUGGUUACGAUAACCAAGAGGAGUAUGCUGAUGAAAGUGAUUGUAUAAUGGCUGGUGAGAGUGAUUGCUAUGAUACCGACUUGGAGAAAUCGAAUGAAACCAUUAAAACUACAACAAACUUGAACAACAGCAGCAACAAUAAUAAUAAUAUCAAUUUACAUUCAUUACAUAAUUUACACGGAUUUAACAACAACAAUAAUAAUAACAAUAACAAUAGUGCUUUACAUAGUUUACAUAAUUUACAUGGUUUUAAUAAUAAUAAUAGUAGUAGUUUACAUAGUUUACACGGAAUAAGUAAUAAUAAUAAUAAUAGUAGUUUACAUAGUUUACAUAGUUUACAUAGUUUGCAUGGUUUUAAUAAUAGUAAUGGUAGUAGUAAUAAUAUUCAUGGUAUUCCGAGUUAUUAUCAUUCACCAGCACCAAUUUCGAUGCCAAUGCAUUCAUAUUCGAAUUCAUCAUCAUCAUCACAUGUCUAUCAUGAUGUAGACGAUUCAUCUUCAUCAGAGUCGGAGGACGACGACAGAAUCGUGUCGUGCUAUGUCAAUGGAUCGGAGCCAUCGGGUGACGAGAGUUGUUUCUUUACCAAUCCGUUCAAGCAACAGACUCCACCCAAACAAAAGACACCGCCAGCUUUCACCUAUAACAGUUUGAAUUGCUAUAUGAAGCCGGACGACCACCAGGUCAUCGAUGUCUCUGACGACGACAACAUAGUCGAUAUCUCCUCGGAGUCCGAGGAAGAGGAAGACCCAGAGGCAGAGAGAAAAGGAUCAUUUGCCGAUUGGAUUCGCAAGGUACACGGUUCAUCCAUCAACCUGCCAUCAAAGGUUGCCAACAAGACACCAGAGUUGAUCGAUGUCGACAACUUUGAACCAUUCAUAAGAAAGCCAGGUAACAAUCUCAACACUUACACUCCAACAACAUCAACAACCACCACCACCACCACCACCACCAUCAAAGAUGAACCUUUCAAUAAUCAUAACCAUAGAUUAUUAUUGAGUUCAUCUGGUUCGAUUAGAAUAAGAGAUUCACGUAUAAUUCCACCAAAACCAACAUUGAAUCCAAUUAUUGUUGAGUGUUUGAAGGAUUGCUGUACUACUCAGUUGAGACAGGAGAUCGAGCUGUUGUGUGAUCGUGGACUCACUUUCUCAAGCUAUUCAUCUAAACAACUCUCUUCGAUUGCCACUCUAUUAGAUAAUUUAAUUUUAAAUAACUAUUCACAUGAGUUGCCACUCUGGCCAAUGUCAAAAGUAUCAAUGAAUCAAGUAGAAUACCUAACAAGACAAUAUGGUAUUUUCGAAUGUGUAAAAAAGAUUAAGGAAAGAAAGAUUAUAUUUAUUAUUAUUCAUACGGUCACAAAGAAACCAUCCAUUCGUAAGAAGGAACGAUAUAUUGAAUCGGCACUCACAAACUAUAUGAAUGCAACUCUGUUGAAUUCGUAUGAUAAUGUGAUGUCGUCGCCAUCCACCUCACCAAACAACAGUGGUUUCUUCCAAUCACCAAUGUCAUCGUCGGGUGGAAGUGGAAAGAAGGCGAACAAGCAUGAAAAGACAGUGCUCUACAACCGCAAGGGUAAGAUCAGCCCUGGACAAUCAAAGAAGCAUCAGAGAGGACCAAACAAAUUAAAGACUUCACCCAAAUCCAACCAUCAUAACAAUAGCAACAACAACGCCACCAAAUCACCAAAACUUCAACAUGGAGAUGUGGUCGAUCAGCAUCGUGCACCCAUACCCGACACCAAUGUCGGUAAUCUCUUACUAAAGAAAAUGGGUUGGUCAGGUGGUGGAUUGGGAGCUUCAGGUCAAGGUUUGGACACUCCUUUGCAGGCUGUAGUCAGAAAAGAUCGUCUUGGUUUAGGAUUUGUGGUUAAUUUUAAAGUUCAAUUUCGUCAUCAUGAACAACAUGAUCAAAUCCCAUUCUUCAAUAUUUGA